Peronospora belbahrii is the source of this 339-nucleotide messenger RNA. The record is from the annotation of a GenBank genome assembly. NCBI's taxonomy places the organism in Eukaryota, Oomycota, Peronosporomycetes, Peronosporales, Peronosporaceae.
AUGAGUCUGCAUCCUGUGGCCCAUACGUUGCAGCGUGCGUCGUGUGCUGCUCUGUCAAGUCGUCUAAUGGUUCGAAGCUUGAGCUCAAAGUCGUCGCGUUUUGACCGGACGGAGAGACUGUUGGACGAGAGCGUUAUGAAGCACAUUGUGUGUCCAAUUUCCAAGUUUCCACUUCGCUACGACACCAUGCGCGGGAGUCUUGUAUGCGACGAGAUUAACGUCGAGUAUCCGAUUUGGCAGGGUGUUCCAUUGCUUGUGCCGUUAGAAGGACGUUUAAUCAAUGCAAGUAACAAUGACAACGAACGACCACGUGAAGAGAUAAUGAUUCGCAGUGGAUAG